Bactrocera tryoni is the source of this 609-nucleotide messenger RNA. RefSeq lists its product as uncharacterized. Gene Ontology annotation, biological process: telomere maintenance; DNA repair. Gene Ontology annotation, molecular function: DNA helicase activity. The record is from RefSeq and is a predicted model, not a curated record. Bases 1 to 609 code for a protein of 202 amino acids. NCBI's taxonomy places the organism in Eukaryota, Metazoa, Arthropoda, Insecta, Diptera, Tephritidae. The transcript has 3 exons.
AUGGAUAAUUGGACCAUGAAGGAUUUAUGCAAUGAUUCAAGACGUUUUGGAGGCGCUAUGAUUCUAUUGUCUGGUGAUUUCCGUCAAAUGUUAGCUGUCAUUUCAAAAUCAACUGCUGCUGAUGCAGUUAACGCUUUCUUAAAGUCAUCGUCUUUGUGGCGCUUUGUGAAGGAACCUAAAUUGAAUACGAAUAUGCGAGUUUCAUUACAAAACGAUCUCACAACUGAUGUGUUUUCCAAACAACUGAUAGCCAUCGGUAAUGGUGAAGUUCCGGUCGAUGUCACAACCGAUGAACUAAUUCGUACAGCGUUUGCGAAUAUUGUUGUUAAUUGUUUGAAUCACGAUUGCUUAAGUGAACGCGCAAUAUUGGCAACGAAGAACAAGGAUGUGGAUGAGAUUAAUUUUAAAAUUCAAAAUCAAAUUGGUGAUCUAUUGCAUUCAUUCAAACCUGUCGAUUAUGUGGUAAAUGAAGAUGAAGCUACGAAUUACUCCACUGAAUUUUUGAAUUCGUUGGAUUUGCCUGGUGUUCCAACGCGUUUGAUCGUGAAGCAAAUCAUGAACAAUAUCAUUGACGCAACAAUUCUCAAAGGCAUCGCGGGUGUAAACUGA